AUGCUUUGCACAGUGUUCGUUACUUUCCUACGAUCAUUGGGAUCCAACCCUUCCUUAACUGGGCAUCUUCCAUCUGUUCCUAAUGUGAACUCACUGCUUGGUUUAAGUCUUGGGCUUCCACUUGAUUCAACAUCCAUUGUUUCCGGACAAGAUAUAUCCUCGCUUCUUUUACCUGCUCAGCCCAACCUUUCUACAUCGUCCUCUCUUCAUGCCGCUUCACCCUAUUUUCUGCCCCAAACGGCCCAAUUUCUUGGCGGCCUUCCCAUCCCUAAUGCCGUGAAUCCCCUCAUUGCCCAACUCAAUCUUUCUCAGAUGCUUCCUCUUUUGAACCCUGGCCUUCUGCAACAACCAACUUGUGACCUCACGACUACCUCUUCAGAACCUUCCGAUACUCACACUAUAGUUCGCGCUCCUGUCCUCUAUGGAAACAGCAACGGCAGUACUACUUCUCAGGUGCCAUCAAAAGAGGCGAAUAAAAGUCCGCCGGACCAGAUCGUGGCGUCGUACGCAGCAGCUGCUCGUGCUGCUGCCAUCGCCUAUCAGCAGCCGCUAUCAAAUGCUGCAGAAGUCUUUCUUUCCGCCGCUGCCUCAGCGGCUGGGCCUCUGACCAACACUAGUGGAUAUGUUGUGGCAACGGCCAAAAAUCGCACUGCACAGAAACGUGCACCUGGGGUUAGUUGCGCCAACUCAACGUCAAGUGGACCCAAGACCUCAUUGGCGGUAGCCAAAUCGGAAGGUGCCAAGCCUCCGCUACCUUGGAACAGCGCUUGGACACGCAUUGUGGACCGCCAAUCCGACAUAGUCAUUUGCGAAACUGAUCCUGCAUUCCUCCGUUUAAUCAUUCGAAUUGGCGGUGUGACCCUUGCCAGACCCGGUGGUUCACGACUGAAAAAUGUGGCCGAGGUACGUGCUCAUUUGGAGCGCUGGUUGUCGGCAGAACGUGCAGCAGCGAUCUCAGACGAGUGCAUUAAUACCAGUUUCUGUUUCGACGCCAACCGGGAAGUACGUCUCGUCUCAGCGCCUGACGACUCCGUUUUUGUCUUUCCUGAGGAGGUUGAGACGUCCAAUAGAGCCCCUGUCAUGACAGACGCGCCUUCACCCUCUGCUCCAUUGCUUCCGCCGUCCUCAGCUCCGUCUCUGCCAUCCAAGGCAGAGGGCAGUUUAUCGGACUUGACCGGCACUGCCGCUCCUACCUCAAUCGCCCCAGACAACGAAGCAACGACUUCUAUCUCCGCGCUUACUGCGUCCACUGCUGUGAAGCGUCUAGCUUCAAGUCCAGAGCGCACCGAUGGGAGGAAUGGCGCGGAAUCCACGGUUUUACCUUCCACCUCAGAAGCCGAGACAAACGGUGCUACCAAGAAGGAUGAAUCGAGGCAGCCUAAGAAAGCAAAAGUUGAACCGGAACCAGCUUCCGUACCUCAGCUUCUAGCUCCUCUGCCCUCUCUCAGCAAUGAUGUAGCACUGACGACGUCAAGUUUUGUGGCUCGGGGCAUGGCAAGAGCGGGCGGCGCAACCACCGUGGUUCCCUCUGUUGUGCCCUCAGUUCUGCCUCCCACUUCCACCACGUCCUCGACGUCCAGUGCUUACGCGCUGGCGCAACACUUGGCCACGUUACAGCAGCAUCAGGCCCUAUUGGCUUCUGCCGGUCUCAUCCACUCAGCUGAUGCAGCUCACCAGCAACAGCAGCAGCAACUCUUCGAGCACUACAAACAGCAGCAUCAACAACAGGCGGUUGCGGCAGCAGUAGCUGCGGCACUGCUUUUGCAACAGCAACAGCAGCAUCAAUUGCAAUUGCAACAGCAUCUACAGACCGUCUAUGCCACCGCUCUCCAGCAACAGCAGCAUCAACAAGCUCUUCAACAACAACACCAUCAAGAUGGCAACCAGUGA
Messenger RNA from Echinococcus granulosus, 1890 nucleotides. RefSeq lists its product as hypothetical. The transcript is spliced from 7 exons. The record is from RefSeq and is a predicted model, not a curated record. Lineage: Eukaryota; Metazoa; Platyhelminthes; Cestoda; Cyclophyllidea; Taeniidae. Bases 1 to 1890 code for a protein of 629 amino acids.